Trypanosoma grayi is the source of this 459-nucleotide messenger RNA. RefSeq lists its product as hypothetical. The coding region runs from base 1 to 459 and encodes 152 amino acids. The record is from RefSeq and is a predicted model, not a curated record. NCBI's taxonomy places the organism in Eukaryota, Euglenozoa, Kinetoplastea, Trypanosomatida, Trypanosomatidae. The transcript has a single exon.
AUGGCGAAGCAACGUUUAAGGCGGAAACAAAAACCAACUGUGCAGCUAAUGUCUUUUCUGCCAUCGCUAAAUAGAGGCAUAGACGUAACACUCUUUGUCUCGCAGGCGGGGCGCCGUGAAGAAGGUGUCCUGGCCCCUGGUAAGCGCAGGCUGUAUAGUCGACGAACCACACAUCCACAGCUGUGCCGUACACCAGUGCCAUGUAACGCCACGGGUAUCACAGACAACUUCUUGGUGAUCAAUGAGCUUUCCCACCGCCUUCUACAAGGGCAACUCAGUAUCGCACAUCCUAGAAAUGGCCGUGCCGCGGACCCCACUUCUUACCCUUACACGAGGAGUGGUCUGAGCUCCACUGUCGCGGUGGCGAAGAGUUGUUUGUGGCACGGGAAGCUGUGCAAAUUGCGUUGCAACUUCUGUCAACCUCAUGAUUGGGGUAUGUCAGCUGGUCUUUCGUGCUGA